Messenger RNA from Owenia fusiformis, 992 nucleotides. NCBI's taxonomy places the organism in Eukaryota, Metazoa, Annelida, Polychaeta, Sabellida, Oweniidae. The record is from the annotation of a GenBank genome assembly.
AAACCAUAUAUAAGCAAUCUUAUCGUCCAGUAUUCUUUUUAAAUUCAACACUGACCAGUAAAAAUGAUCGCCAUUUUGUCAUUGCUAUGUACCUGUAUAGGAAUUGCUAACGCCAUUGCGAAUGGUCAACCGACGGACAGGGGCGAGUAUCCUUAUGUCGUGUCCAUAUUUGAAGAUAUAUUUCUGAUCGUUGGUGACGCUACGUGCGCUGGAGCCUUGAUUGCCCCUGGCUGGGUGCUUACGGCGGCACAUUGUUACAAUACAAACAAUGACCCAGCAGAUUAUGAAGUAAUCACUGGUAUGUACGAUCUGAACAACCCGGGUGAGGUUCAGGAGCAGUACUUCGACGUGCAGAGUUUCACAAGGCACCCUGAAUACGUGGGAGGUGGUCAACAACUGCAUGAUAUCGCGAUCAUUCAGCUGAGCGGUCAGGCUGAUGUUUCAGGACGAUGGACCAAGACAGUUCCAAUUGGUUCAGCUAGUGCAACGUUCACCAACCAAAACUGUACAAUCAUGGGUUGGGGAGAGACUGAGAUCGGAACCCGAUCUGAGGUUCUAGAUGAGGGAUUUGGACGUAUUAACACAGACCAGGAAUGUGAUGAGAGAUGGACCAACAUCCAGAUGACAGCCAAUCACACAUGUAUCGGUGGGGAUGAUGCAGAGAGCGGAACUGCAAUGUGCAAUGGUGAUGACGGUGGACCACUACAGUGUACCGAGGGUGGAAACAUUGUAGUAGCUGGGGUUGCAUCAUUUGCAGUUGCAACAGCAUGUGCCGAUGCACCUAGAUUGCCAUCUGUCUACACAGAUGUUACAAAAUACAGGGACUGGAUUUGUGCAACAACUAACAAUGAAGUCUGUCAGUAAAAAUAGGCUACCUCUAGACAAUGUAUUGUACAUUGUAAUACUAAUACGUGUAUAAUAUAGUUUAGUUGUCGUAAUUUAAUGGAAUUCAAUGUAAUGAAAAAUAAAUACUGUACGUCUUAUUUAUGUAU